CAUGAUGGUCUGGCUUUGGUCCGGUUGAGCGAAGCGCCGUUCGCGCUUGUACUGUGUAUACCAUCGAGCAGCCAGGUUCAGAUCGCAUUUAACUGGCGAGUAAUUCACACGUCUUUUGCAUAUCUCUUUUAUAGAGUUGAAAAAAGCAGUUUGUACUGCAGUGCAGUGAAGUUGAGCAAGUGAACUUAGUGGAACUUUAGUUAGGACUGUGAGUAAGCUUAACAAUUUGAAGAAGAAGAAGAAAAAAUACGUACCGGUGUAUUUGUGUUACUCUAAGUAACUGAAUGCGGGUGUUUGAGAAAGUUAAAUCUACCAUGGACACAAUGCAGAGAAGAAAUAGUUUAAACAUAGCUUUCGGUAAAUGGUGGACCCAGGCGGGUUCCAGUGGCUCUGGCAAAAGCUCAUCCUUUAGCAGUACCGUGGCGAUUCAGAAGCUUCGUGAAUCCAAAUGGUUUGAUUCGGGCGAAGAGCGCAUCUUUUGUGCAGUAAUCGAAGCCGGAUUUGUUGUUGAACUGCGCCAUCCUGAAACCAGUGAGAGCUGGUUCGGUGUGACGGCCAUCGAGAUGAAAAAAUUAACAAAACCAGUGGCGGAAAAUAUUAAAAUCUACUCUGUCAAGCUUUCCGAUAGUCACAAAAGGCUCAAGAUCUACAAUACUUCGCUAGACAAGCUUUGGCAACAAGGAUAUCAAAUUCGAAUUAAUAACCUGUGCGAUAAAACUAAAAAAGCCCACAAUGAGAAAGAUAUUCUGGCACAGAUCAAAUUUGCAAACAAAACUAAAAUGACGUUCCAUAACAGCCAGCAUUUUGCCGAAUUCUGCCGAUAUGGUGACCGUCCGCAGGACAACCGAAAGCGACAAAUAUCCGAAUGUGCCAAAUGGGGUGGCACGAAUAUGGGUGCCACAAUUAUAUAUUUCGCAAUGCAAGCGCGUGACACACAUUCAAAUUCGAGAUGAGGAUACAACGAAUCAGCAUGGCUUCACCGAUUACAAAUUGGUGCUCGUUUGUAAUCAUUAUAACUUUAGCUACCUAACGUUUUAGUUCUGGCAGAAAUUGAGCCUUAUCCGAAGGUGUGACUGUAUAUUAAGACUUUUAGGAUUAUAUGUAAUGUAAACAGAUUCACAUAACUGUAACAUGUACUACAACACACAGUUAGUGUUUAAAACCUAAGGAGAUUAGAUGCGACACGUUGGUUUUGUCUUCCCAGAUGCUUAUUCAAUUUCUAGAAGACGGAUCAUACACAAUAUUGAAAGGCAAGCUCGAGAAAGGUGUUGUAUCUCGAAUUGGAUGCAAAAUACCCGUUCGAUAAACAAAAUUGCUAGAUGUAAAAGUGCACACGAAAAAGAUAAAGGCAAUGCAAAAUUCAAUCAUUUAUAUGUGAGUGAGUGUCAAUAUUGUACAUAUUUUUUAGUUUAAUGUUAGAAAUUGCUAGAUUUCUCUACAUCAGUUUUUUUGUUGUAGAUAAUUGCGGUAAAUGAGAAUCAUUUACUAAUUUAAGGUAAUAAAUAUUAUUAAAAAUCACAAUAAAGUCAAAAAACAUGUUACCACAGUUUUACGUAUAGAAGUUAUUUCUGCUCGCAGAGCUAAGAGCAAUAGUCAAUAUCCAAGCGAUUCAAAAUGUUAUACAGUAAAAUCUGGUUCAUUCGGUCGAUCAAUAUGUGCAAUUCAUGCUCACCAACUUUAUGCGAGAAGAAUGGCAUUUCAGUAAUUGUACCGAAAAAGCCCACGAUGUACUGUACUUAGUAGGUAAUAUAAAGGACACCAAAGUAAUAAGUAACAAAAAACUUUGAAGCAAAGUUCUACUUUUAAAUUUUAAGUUUUGUUUUAAAUACAACACGUCGUUAAACUUCCUCGUCCAGGUGAUAAUUCAAAUCUUUGUAAAAAUAUGCUGUUGUGUUUAAUGGCUAUAUAUAAUAAAAUAUUUCAAAUGAC
Molecule: messenger RNA, 1929 nt
Organism: Wyeomyia smithii (pitcher-plant mosquito)
Lineage: Eukaryota; Metazoa; Arthropoda; Insecta; Diptera; Culicidae
Exons: 4
Coding region: 285-953 (222 amino acids)
Source: RefSeq, a predicted model, not a curated record